Megalops cyprinoides (Indo-Pacific tarpon) is the source of this 861-nucleotide messenger RNA. Its product is annotated as ly6/PLAUR domain-containing protein 6-like. Gene Ontology annotation, biological process: positive regulation of canonical Wnt signaling pathway. The coding region runs from base 229 to 753 and encodes 174 amino acids. Lineage: Eukaryota; Metazoa; Chordata; Actinopteri; Elopiformes; Megalopidae. The transcript has 5 exons. Gene Ontology annotation, molecular function: acetylcholine receptor inhibitor activity. The record is from RefSeq and is a predicted model, not a curated record.
CGAGUGUAUUUCAUUUCAAAGACGUUGUGGAGAGCCGGAGUCCACGAACAAACAGUAUUGCCUUUAAAGCCAGCGAACGGCGAAGUGGAUGUUUGUUUUUGACCCGCGGAAUACUCGGAGGACCACGCGUGAAGUUUGACAGCUGGAACGUUCUCGGUGCCUUGCCACUUUUCAUCGAAGGACGUGUUGGCCCAUUGGAUAGCUGCAUGUGUGAGGUUUCACCCAGCAAUGGAACCCUGGCCUAUUGUGGCCUGGGUCCUACUGCUGACUCUUAUUGCUGACUGGCUAAAAACUGCCCACUCCCGGGACUUCACAGCAAAAGACAUCAUUUAUCUCCAUCCUUCAACAACACCCUAUCCAGGUGGUUUCAAGUGCUUCACUUGUGAGAAUGCAACAGACAACUACGAAUGCAACCGCUGGGCUCCAGACGUGUACUGCCCAAGAGAGACCAGAUACUGCUACACCAGUCACAAGAUGGGCCUUCAAGGGGACAGUGUGUCAGUGACAAAGCGAUGUGUGGCCCUGCAGGACUGUCUCUCCACAGGGUGUACUGAAGUUGACCAUGAAGGAUACAAGGUCUGUACCUCUUGCUGUGAGGGAAACAUCUGCAACAUACCACUACCGAGGAAUGAAACAGAUGCCAUCUUUGCCACCACCUCACCUAUCAACAGUGCCACUUGGGUCACUCAGAGCCACGUGGGGGCCACGGCCUCCUUCAUCUUUGCCAUCCUCGUCAUUUUUAGCCAUAUAUAAUGCACAACCAAUGACAGGCUGGUCAGCCUAGAGACUGUUGUGGUGUUUUAAGUUAUCAGUGAUCUUUUUUAUCUCGUGUUUUUCCCUGUUUUUUUUUUCAUUGGAAAG